GGCACUACCCGCGCCCUCCAUCUAUAUCACAGGCCCCACUGCCACCGCCAUCGCCGCCAUAACCGCCACCGCCGCACACCAUACCUCAACUUCUUAACCGACCCAACCAUUAUUCUCCAAGAUCCAUCAACAACUACGCUGAGCAGAGAAACAACCUCGGCGGGGGCAGUUAUAUAUGGCUUCCCCUGGCAAUCCCAAUCCCCCCGCCGGCGCCUCAUUCGACAUGCACAACUUCUACACAGCCUCCAUUAAUCCUCCGAUCUUCGACACUAACGCCGCCACUACCUCUCUCUCCCAAUCUCAUUUACUCCAAUCGCAGUCUCCAUCUCCUUCCGCCUCCUCUCCUCCGCCGCCAACGUCGCAUUUCAGCUACUUCCACGACUUCGCCCCGCAUUUCAAUCUUCCGCCGCCUCACCAUGACUUCGGCGGCGCGCAUCCGCUGAUGUCGAUGUCGUAUUCUCCGACGUCGCCGGCCGAAUUCUGUAACAUUCCCAAUUGGAAUAACCCUAACCGCCACGGUGCUCAUCUGAUGGCGUUGUUGAACCCCCCGCCUACCCCUGAAACCCAUAACCAAAUCCAACCCACAGCCACAGCCCAUGAUUUACUCAUUCGAAAAACUGAAACGGGGAUGCCGAGCAGUAAGGUUCCUAAAGGACGACGCCUAAUUGGUGAUCGUUUGGCUUACGACAUAGACGUUAGGUUGCCCGGCGAGGUGCAGCCUCAACUUAAGGUUUCUCCAAUUACAAAAUAUAACUCUGAUCCUAAGCUCGUUCUGGGAAGGCAAAUUGCAGCUUCUAAGUUGUAUAUAUGCUAUGGACUGAGGAAUGGUGCCAUUCGGGUGAUUAAUCUCCAUACUGGUUCGAAGUCAUUGCUUAAGGGUGAAUUUGCUCAGAAGGUCACAGACAUGGCUUUCUUUGCUGAGGAUGUUCAUCUUUUGGCUAGUGUGGGUUUGGAUGGUCAUGUCUGUGUGUGGAAAAUUAUUGAAUAUCAAGAGAACGAGGUCGAGAGUCGAAUUACUGGAAGGAUGGUAGUUGCAAUUCAAAUUAAUGCCGAAAGGAAACCUAUUCACCCUAGAGUUUGUUGGCAUUGCCAAAAACAAGAAGUUCUUGUCGUUGGGAUUGGCAGACAUGUUCUGAAGAUUGAUACUACAAAGGUCGGUGGAGGUGAAGCAUGUCGGGUCGAAAAGUUGAUCACAGGGGUCAAGCUUGUUGGAAGCCAUAAUGGAGAAGUGACCGACUUGUCCAUGUGCCAGUCAGCUUUCUUGGUAUCUGCUUCAGUAGAUGGCACGGUAAAGGUUUGGGAUGAUAAGAAAUUGCAACCAAUUGUAGUUCUACAGCCUCAUAAUGGUCAUCCUGUUAACACUGCUACAUUUUUGGCUGCACCUAAUAAGCCAGAUCACUUCGUACUAGUUACUGGGGGGCCACUGAAUAGGGAAGUCAAGAUUUGGGUAUCUCCCAAUAAUGGCACAAUGUGGCAUUGCACUCAGAUGUUGGAAUUAAUGUGUUCAGAGACUCCGGUCGAAGAAGCUUUCUUCAAUCAAGCUACUGCUUUGCCACUGGCUGGUCUCCUUGUGUUAGCAAAUGCCAAAAGGAAGGCCAUGUAUGUUGUGCACUUGGAAUAUGGUCCUAGCGCAAUAUUGACCCAAAUGGAUUACAUAGCUGAAUUUUCUGUGACUAUGCCGAUACUGAGUGUUACUGGGACAAGUGAAAUACUGCAAAAUGGUGAGCACAAUGUUAAGAUAUUCUGUGUUCAAACUCAGGCUAUUCAACAGCAUGAUCUAUUCUUAACACAGUGUCUUCCACCUCCAAUGGAAAAUAUCAAGGAUGAUCAUUCAGAGCCAAGUGCCAAAGAACUUGGUGAUAUAGACCAUUCUAGCAAUAAAAAAGUGGGGGCAUUUGAAGCUAGUUCCUUGCCGGAAGCAUCUGUUCAGGAGAACAGUUUGCAUACAAUGACAUGUCCGGGUAUUGAUGCUGCUCCUGAGUUAGUUAAUCAAAGCUCUAUCUCUUCUCCUACUGCUCCUUCACCACUCCCUUUAAUCCCCAAGUUCUCAGAAAUGCCUUCUUCUUUUAGAAGCCCAUUAAGCAGCUUGGAUCAUGGUUUAUCGGCUAGAGUCCUUAGUUCAGGAAUUAUAUUUGGUGAUCUUUCGAUUGACAGUCAAGGCAAUGUUGAUAGAAACUUCUCUGAGGGGGCUUCAUUUGAUACUCAUUCAAGGAACAACAAUACGAAGGUUUCUGAAGAUGAUUUCAAGAAUGCUGCUCAUUUGGUCACUCCUGCUGAAAUAUUGAUGGCCAAUCCGGUAUCUGACGUAAAACACGUCGCUGAACCACCUACAGGUGAUGCUGAACGAAAAAGUCAAGAUACAGUAAAUAGCAAUGAGUCAAGGAAUAUUGAUGUGGAGGAGAAAAUUGUUGAUGAAUCAGGAGUUAAACCGAAGGAUGAUGUUGAGUCUCGAAGCCCAAAAUUAUCCAGUUUCUUGGAAGGAGCUGAUAUCAAGAUUGAUUUUUCUCGAACACUUAAUUCAUUAUCCUGGGAUUCAGGGCAAACCAGUAUCGUCAAGGACACUAGUCAGUUUAAUGAAACUGAUGAGACUCAAACGAUUGGUCGACAGCUAACUGCAGACGAAGCUCCUCAAUCUGUGAACGAUGAUGUAUCGAGGAAGCAGAAUGAAAAAGGGGCUCAAGAACUAUCUUCACCACUACCUCAACCUUCAGACAAGUCUAAUGAACCAUGUGUUAGCACUAAUGCUCCAGCAGAAAGUGCAUUUGCACCACAAAUGUUAUCAAUGCAAGAAUCGCUGAAUCAGCUUGUGGCUAUGCAAAAAGAAAUGCAGAAGCAGAUGGCAGGCAUGGUUGCCAACCCAGUUACCAAAGAAGUUAAAAGACUCGAGGCGACCUUGGGACGUAAUGUGGAGAAAAUGAUCAAAUCAUAUGCCGAUGCACUGUCGCUUCGUUUUCAAGAAGAGAGUACGAAACAGAACAAGGCAAUGCGAGAGUGUGUGGAUCAUUUAACAAAUAUGAUCAAAAAUUGCUCAAACAAAGAUAUAUGCUUAGGUAUAGAGAAGGCCAUAAAGAAAGAAAUGACGUCGUUGGGGAAAUCUGUAGCACAGGAAGUUACUACUUCCAUUGAGAAAACAAUAUCCGCUUCUAUUGCAGAGAGCUUCCAGAGAGGGGUAGGUGAUAAAGCUGUCAAUCAACUUGAAAAAUCUGUAAGCUCCAAACUUGAAGUCACAGUUGCUCGGCAGAUUCAAGUGCAGUUUCAAACCUCUGGCAAGCAAGCUCUUCAGGAAACUCUGAAGUCGAGCCUGGAAGCAUCCGUGAUUCCUGCAUUUGAAAAGUCAUGCAGGUCCAUGUUUGAGCAGGUUGACGCCACAUUUCACAAAGGAAUCGCCGAUCAUACAUCCGCAGCUCAGCAGCACUUUGGGGCUUCACAUGCUCCAUUAGCAGUUGCUCUACAGGAUGCUAUAAAUUCCGCAUCAUCAGUGACUCAAACUUUAAGCAGUGAGAUUCUCGAUGGUCAAAGAAAAUUGUUAGCACUUGCUGCUACCGGAACAAAUUCAACAAAUCCAUUGGUUAAUCAACUGAGUACUGAUCCUCUGGCCAUCCUCCUAGAAAAGGCGUCUGUAGAUCCGAAGAAAGAGCUCUCCCAACUGAUAACCGAGCAUAAAUACGAGGAAGCUUUCACCAUUGCUCUGCAAAGGAGCGACGUUGCUAUUGUAUCAUGGCUAUGCUCGCAGGUUGAUAUACCGGGGAUUUUGACGACGGAUCCUGUCGUUCUGAGCCAAGGCGUGCUUCUGUCGCUCCUGCAGCAGCUGGCGUGCGAUAUCAGCAACAGGACCUCCGAAAAACUCGGGUGGAUGAGAGACAUCCUAGCCGCCAUAAAUCCAACCGAUCCGGUGGUCAUCAUCCACGUGCAACCUAUCCUGGAGCAAGUGAAUCAAAUUCUGAAUCACCAUCGCAGCCUCCCCAGCACCACCAGCGUCGAACUGUCGAGCAUUCGGCUGAUCAUGCACGUCCUUAAUUCGAUGCUCAUGACCUCCAAAUGACCGGGAAAUCGACCACGGCAGCUCCAUCUCCAAGUUUGUACAAAUUUUUUUGGCUUAGGAAAUUCUCUAGAGCUGAAUCUCUUGCUGGUAUUUUUGUUUCCCUAACUUUGUAGGGAAAAAAAAAGAGUUUUUUUUGGAGCAAAAGCUGGGUUCUUUUUUGAUGCAAUUUUUGAAUAUAGGGCUGUGUUUACAUAAGAUU
Messenger RNA from Andrographis paniculata, 4241 nucleotides. RefSeq names its product enhancer of mRNA-decapping protein 4-like. Gene Ontology annotation, biological process: deadenylation-independent decapping of nuclear-transcribed mRNA. The transcript has 12 exons. Gene Ontology annotation, molecular function: protein binding. Gene Ontology annotation, cellular component: P-body. Bases 176 to 4042 code for a protein of 1288 amino acids. The record is from RefSeq and is a predicted model, not a curated record. NCBI's taxonomy places the organism in Eukaryota, Viridiplantae, Streptophyta, Magnoliopsida, Lamiales, Acanthaceae.